AUGGAGCUGUACUCCUUUGUUCCCUCACGUCUCUGUCGCCGCAGAGACACGCUCCCAGAUCAGUGGGGGGCCGUGUGCGCCUGUGUUUUACAGUGGCUGUUUUUGGCACGCUCCCCUCCCUCCGCCAAAGCCCUGGAAGUCAUUAGCGGGCUACAGAGGGGCGCGUGCACCUCGGCCGGGCUCAGGGAUAAGCCUGGAGGUGCAGGAGGUGGAGAUGGAUCUGCAUGCAUCACCUCUCAGGCUUAUGCGCAGGCUUUAAUGCUCCAUGCAGCGCACUGCGACCUGCUCACACGCUCAGCAGAGGAUUUGAAAGACAAAUUACAGCUGCAGAACCGACACAUGGAGCGCUCAGUUCAUCACAGAAAGGUUUAG
This is a messenger RNA of Knipowitschia caucasica, 372 nucleotides long. NCBI's taxonomy places the organism in Eukaryota, Metazoa, Chordata, Actinopteri, Gobiiformes, Gobiidae. The record is from the annotation of a GenBank genome assembly.